Messenger RNA from Daphnia magna, 551 nucleotides. RefSeq lists its product as uncharacterized. NCBI's taxonomy places the organism in Eukaryota, Metazoa, Arthropoda, Branchiopoda, Diplostraca, Daphniidae. The transcript has 3 exons. The record is from RefSeq and is a predicted model, not a curated record. The coding region runs from base 21 to 365 and encodes 114 amino acids.
AAAAAUCCAGCGUGGCGUACAUGAAGGCACACACUCGUUGUACGGCGUCUCGACCGUUCAGACCUGAGCUCUUGUCGUCCCUGAAAUACUUCACCUGUGCGCCCGCUAUCUUUCAAAGUCACCUGUCCUUGAACCUCAAGAGAAUGAUGUCCAUCAAACUGACAAUGGUGUUAUUGUUCCUGGCUGCAAUGAUGGUGUGCUGUUACGCGUCGGGCAAGAUCCCUUUUCCUUAUUAUCAGCGACCCCCUUACCGAUACCCGUACUACGACAAUGACGGGAAAGGACAUUUGUACUACGGAUACGGCGAUUCCAAACUCUACACUUACAACAAAUUCACGCCGCUCGAAGGAAUCUACCGUCGUUAAUUUUUUUCUGGCAAAUCCUUCGCGGUUUGAUUUGAAAUUCGUGAAAUGUACAUAACUGCAAACUGCCUAUCAUUCAUUUUGUUUUAAAAAACAAAUAACAAAAACAACAUACAGCUGGAAUGCUAUUUGUUUAGCUAACCACGCAAUAAACUUUAGCAGUGUCUCCAUUCCACUGCUAUAAAUGUA